Molecule: messenger RNA, 348 nt
Organism: Arabis nemorensis
Lineage: Eukaryota; Viridiplantae; Streptophyta; Magnoliopsida; Brassicales; Brassicaceae
Source: the annotation of a GenBank genome assembly
AUGGACGGCCAAACCAAAACUCAACAAGAGUUCAACAAGAAGGUCAUGGAACUGAAACAACAUGUGGAUGGAGGUUACACUGAUUUCCAGAGCAAGUUUGAGGCCUUGAAUUCUCAGUUCAAGUCUUUGGAUAACCGAGUGGCUCAUUUUGCCUCAUCCUCUAAAAGAACUCCAUGCACUCUCUCUGGAAAAUGUGAAGCCAAUCCGAAGGAAAUAUGCAAUGCAACCUUCCUGGAAGAUGAAUAUUGUGAAGAGAUUAUGGAGGAACAUCUUGGUGAAGAUGAUUCAGAUGAUGAAGUCGACGGUAUUAGAACCCCGCCGGCUGAAGAGAACUCCUCAGGACUCUAG